AAGGAAGAAGAAGAAGAGUAAUUUUUUAGUUCAAUAUGGCGCGGGAAACAGAGCCAGAAAUGGAGACUGUUGGGACAGAAGAGGAAGAGAAGGACCGCUUCUCUUCUUCAUCUUUAAAACUUUAUGAAGCGCAAUUUUUCAGCUUCACCCCUCAGACCUGCAUGGCAAGGAUCUACAGCUCCUUCCAUGAAUGUCUGUGCGACAUUUUAGCCUUGGUGGAGAAGGAGUGUGUUAGGGAGCUGGGGAAAGGCCAGUUGGACGCGGACGAGGAGCUACUCCGGUCCAGGGCCAGAGAGUGCAGCCGCAAGCUGCAGCAUUUCCUAGAGAAGCGCUUCAAGCAGCUGUCGGAGCGGAUGGAGGCGCUGCUGACUAGCCGAUGUUUCACCAUACCACCGAAUGUCCUCCUGCCCGAGGACCAUUCCCAUAAGAAAUACCCCCAGGACAUCCAGGAAGUGCUGAAGCUUGAGUCGUCCCUAGCAGACCUCCACAGAGCUUAUGAAGCAGAGGUUUGUGCCAGACAAGCUCUUCUAGCGGAGCUGGAGGAGCAGAAGGAGGUGCAGAAGCAGCUGGAUGACAUCCUGGAGUGGGUCAGAGAGAUGCAGGCAGGCUGGGCAAAGGAAGGGAACGGCAAUUUCCAGGAGAGCUUCCGCCUUGGUAUAGAAUCCAUAAAGAAACUGCAGAGCGCUGUCAAAGAGGUUCUGAUCCAUAGCAAAACGCUCAACUGAACUGAAACUUGAGGUGCAAUAUAAAAAAUAAAAUAGAUGGUAAUAAUUUUAAUGUUUAGGGAGUUUCUACCUGUUUUUGUGCAGCUAUUCAAUAUAUUCACAUUUUCCCUGUACAUAACAGUCAGACUUAAGCAACAAAAACAGUAGCUCACUAACUGGUUUGUCCUUGAGUCAAUUUUGAAACAAGAAGCAACGUCUUGAUCUCCAACAGGGGGCGCUCUCUCCAUGUGUUACUCAGUUUCCACACUUGCAGUAUGGAUCUGUGGAGAAAUGUAUUUUUGUUCAAUAAAUUAAUCUAAAUUGA
Girardinichthys multiradiatus is the source of this 1029-nucleotide messenger RNA. It is a transcript of the gene mis12, whose product is annotated as MIS12 kinetochore complex component. Gene Ontology annotation, biological process: kinetochore assembly; mitotic sister chromatid segregation; protein localization to kinetochore. The transcript has 2 exons. NCBI's taxonomy places the organism in Eukaryota, Metazoa, Chordata, Actinopteri, Cyprinodontiformes, Goodeidae. Bases 36 to 725 code for a protein of 229 amino acids. Gene Ontology annotation, cellular component: nucleus; chromosome, centromeric region. The record is from RefSeq and is a predicted model, not a curated record.